AUGAAAGCUCCAUCACGAUCAGAAUGGACGUAUGAAGACAUUCUGAACCAAGGGAACAACUGGUUGAAACACCUGAUCACGGUGGAUAAGGACACAUCCGUACACGCGAAGGCGAAUGGGAAACAAGAGUACUCACCGACCAUUGUUAAAAGAGGGGCGACUGUUUCAGCGGCGGAAGACUUUCCUAUAGAGGCCUCGAAAGGCUGUCCCAUUUUGACUUGGCGCCGACAUGGAGGGCAUAAUUGUCGCUUAUAUGCUACAACGAACGACUUUCAAAGUCAGUACAGGGAAAAGCAGGUUCUGAAUCAAGCUACAGAAAUUGUUCUCGGUUUCCAUCGGAUGGUGCAUAUGGACUACAUGCCCCAAUUUAUUAGUUAG
This is a messenger RNA of Opisthorchis viverrini, 378 nucleotides long. RefSeq lists its product as hypothetical. The record is from RefSeq and is a predicted model, not a curated record. Lineage: Eukaryota; Metazoa; Platyhelminthes; Trematoda; Opisthorchiida; Opisthorchiidae. The coding region runs from base 1 to 378 and encodes 125 amino acids. The transcript is spliced from 3 exons.